Molecule: messenger RNA, 2796 nt
Organism: Penicillium macrosclerotiorum
Lineage: Eukaryota; Fungi; Ascomycota; Eurotiomycetes; Eurotiales; Aspergillaceae
Product: Ataxin-10 homo-association domain-containing protein
Exons: 2
Coding region: 1-2796 (931 amino acids)
Cellular component (GO): cytosol
Source: RefSeq, a predicted model, not a curated record
AUGGCGGACAAGAAGCCGCUUUGCACCCCAGCAGAGCUUAUGCUGAAGGUUAUUCUCGCCGGAACUUUGAGUCAUUAUGAGACUCGGGGAAUGAUUGACGAAAAACGCCUUGAGCAUAUGCUUGAAGCGGGAAAGCAGAUCCUCUAUAAAACGCACCAGGAGAGCGAAGUCCGCCACAACCUGGGCAUGUCUCCGGACAUUUGGCAAGGGCUCACUGAUGUUCUUACCAAGGCGAUACCAGUUCUCGAGUCGCAAUCCUUCGCGUGGAAAAGCCCCUCUGCGAGCUACGAACACUCUUCCUCGAACCUUAUUGCUCUGAACUAUUUUUCGUUAGUCAAGGACAUUGAGCGGCUGAAUGACCUCUGCACCAUCGCCCGUAAUUUGCUCGCAACCACCAAGAAAGCACAAAAUCUGGCCGCUGAGAAGGGAUUUGACCAGCGAAUCUUGGCUCUUGUGGAUACAUGUGUGCGAGUUACUGCUAGAGGGUUUGAUGGCGAGACCAAUGCUCGAAAUGAAGAGCGCUGGCAGAAAGUGGUCAACUUAUACAAACGUCUUCUGAUUACCUGCCUCCAAUAUCUCCAUAACUUUAUCAUGCACAAUGAGCACCGGAAAAUGGUUCUCUGGCUCGAUCUUUUUGGGUACCACUCUACCGCCGAUACGAAUAUCAUCAAGCCUACAAAUGCAUUGGACCCAACUGCCCGCGUCGAAGGCGUGUCGCCAAUUGUGAGAACCGGCGAGCGCGUGAUCAACCCUCCGAUUCGGGCCUUAUAUGAUCAGACCGCUGAAGACCUACUUCUGGAGACCAUUGCAAAAUUUCCACGUGAACCUUCUACCAUCAAAGAGGAGGCCGCGAUGUUGCUUUUGGCCAACAUCAAGGACCACAUGGAAAAGAUCCUAGGGCGCGAUCUGACCGAUAUCCAGGAAAUGGGUCGGGAUCCCGAGCAGGUCAAGUAUAUCCGGGCAGCUUUGACCUCAAUACUAGGUGCAAAAGUGGAUGGAUGGUCUGAUCUUCAAGACCGGGCCCGGGAACUGCCGCCGGCACUUCCAGAAGAAGAAGAGCAGGAACCGACUAAGAAGAAGACCAUUCUCACGAUAGACCGCAGCAUGACGGCUGGAUUUCCCCGUCUGUGCUGGGCUGAUAUGCCCGAAGUCAAUGACUAUUCUAUUGAUGUCCCAGUAACAGAUGAUGACACAAGCAUGCCGCGGUCUGCCCAGUCCGCGGCGGAGACGCUGCAAGAAGCCAAGGACGAAUUGAUGGCUCGGCUGCAGGAUACAUCACAGAUCGGUGAAGGCGAUGCUGAUUAUGACACUGGUGAUGCUGGGACUGUUGGUGAGGAUGACGUACAUAGCCUGGAAGGCCAUGCUGAUGGAAGCAUGGACGGUGAUGAUGAAGAUGACGAGGACGAGGAUGAUGACCGGGGAGAUGAUACUGGAGAGGUCGACGACGAAGAAGAAGAUGAUGAUGACUAUCGCGGUCGCCCCGGUGAUCAACAGCGUGGGCUAUUGACUGAUAUUCCCCUAGUUUUGGGACCUGCCGAAAUCGAAGCCCUUCCUAUGAUUGUCCAAGCAGGUAUCGUGGACAGCUUCGGCUUGAAGGGCGGAGAGCGUAAUGGUUCGCGGAACAUGCAAGCUCUGAGAUGCCAUAUUCUUUUGACCCAAGAAACUGGGCGCAAUUUGCUUCGCGAACUCCUGAUUUUUAUUGCAGCAUGGGACCUUCCUGACGACGAGCUCUACUUCAAGAUGAUGGUACAGAUCAUGGAAGCCGUGCUUCGAAAUGGCUUGAUGUCACACGCAUACUCCGAUUUCGGCCAGCCAAAGGACAUUAUCUCCCCUGCUCAAGCGGUGGUUAUUAAAAUCCUCACACACAUCUUCCGUGCCAAAUACUCACCAGCUUCCAUUACUGGAUCCACACAACCUAGUGUUCCUCGGACCCCCGCAUCUCUCAGCCGCGUCGACAUCCUUACUGUUCGAUACAUCUUCACCAUCUUCCGUGGCAACAUUAUUCCGGAGACAUGUGCUCUUAUUUACCUCCAGGGACAAAUACGCGCCGAGCGCGCGUUGCCUGAGGACUUCCCUCUGAAUCUGUGGGAUAUGGAGCGAGUCUACGAGGGCGUGUAUCAGUUCCUGGAAUUCUUUGCCGUUCUCACCGAGAACAAUGACUGGAAGAAUCUUCUUGUGAAAUGGGAGAUUGUCUAUGAUUUGGUCACAUUGAUUAAGGAGCUGGAGGCCAGCAUUCCUAAGGGCCAGUUGAACUCUCUUUCUUUCGGAUCUGUACCCCCUCCGCCACCUCCGCCACCCCGAAGCACCUCUCCGGGCGAUAGCUCGAAGCCUUCGUCUCCCGCUCCAGUCGCCGUCGAGCGUCCCUAUGACCCCGGUGACAUUGACAGCGGUGCCAGCGUCGACUCUCGCCCAGAAUCACCCCCGAUCACUGAGGACCCGUCUGAAUUUGAAUGGCGCAAUCUCAAGAAGCUGGUUGUCCUGGUUCUCUCAUCGCUGGUCUGGAAGUGUCCUGAAGUCCAGGAACAGAUUCGCCGGUAUGGUGGUGUAGAAGCAAUUCUUUGCUGCACAGCGUUCGAUGCUCAUAACCCCUAUAUCAAAGAGCACGCUGUGAUGUGUCUGAAAUUCCUACUGGAAGGAAACCGUGAAAAUCAGCGUCUGGUCGAAGAGCUUGAGGCUCGAGAGGUUGUUAAAGACGACAACGGCAUUUUGGAGAGAAGUGGAUUUGAGGCCAUGAUUGAUAAGGCUGGUAAACUUGCUAUUCGGUCGAAGGAUGCUAAUGAACCAACUUCAUCUUGA